This is a messenger RNA of Asparagus officinalis (garden asparagus), 1967 nucleotides long. RefSeq names its product probable xyloglucan 6-xylosyltransferase 1. Gene Ontology annotation, cellular component: endosome; trans-Golgi network; membrane. The record is from RefSeq and is a predicted model, not a curated record. NCBI's taxonomy places the organism in Eukaryota, Viridiplantae, Streptophyta, Magnoliopsida, Asparagales, Asparagaceae. Gene Ontology annotation, biological process: xyloglucan biosynthetic process. Gene Ontology annotation, molecular function: UDP-xylosyltransferase activity; hexosyltransferase activity; xyloglucan 6-xylosyltransferase activity.
CGCCUUCCCUCUUUCCUUCAACAAACCCUCCAAAAUACGAAAAUAAAAAUUCGGACAACUUAACGUGCUCUCUUACCUCCUCUGCACUCCCUCCCAUUAAAAACCCAACAAAAAGAAAACCCCAAAGUUUUCAAACCCUAAAGAAAAAAAAAAACAAAACAAAACAAAAAAGAGCCCUUGGAGAAAUGCUCGGUCGAUGCUUAGGAGAGCGCCGAGUUCGCCAGAUCCAGCGAGCUCUCCGCAACGGCAAGCUCACUGUCCUCUGCCUCCUCAUGACUUUCAUCGUCCUACGUGGCACCAUCGGCGGGAAAUUCGCACGCGCGGAGCAAGACUUCGAGGAGAUCCGGCCACGCGCUUCCGCCCUCACGGCUCCCUCCCCCACCGGGCCUCGUCGAGGCCAAACCUCCCUCGAUCGAUCCUCAAGGCUCCCAGCUCGCGACACGACGACGACGACAGCCGAGAUCCAUCCGGAACCCUACUCCCUCGCGCAGAUCUCCGAUUGGGACCAGCAGCGAUCUCAUGUUCCACGCCGCCACACACCGGUCUCACCGCCAUUAUUCACAGCCGUCAAGCCGCGGGUGCUCCUCGUCACCGGAUCCUCCCCCAAACCCUGCGAGAACCCCGUCGGCGAUCAUUAUCUCCUAAAAUCCAUAAAGAACAAGAUCGAUUACUGUAGGGUCCACAACAUUGAGAUCUUUUACAACAUGGCGCUGCUCGAUGCGGAGAUGGCCGGGUUCUGGGCGAAGCUGCCGCUGAUCCGGAAGCUUCUGCUUUCGCACCCCGAGGUCGAGUUCCUGUGGUGGAUGGACUCCGAUGCCAUGUUUACCGACAUGGCCUUCGAGCUGCCGUGGGAGAGGUACUCAAAGUACAAUCUUGUGAUGCAUGGGUGGGAUGAGAUGGUUUAUAAUGAUAAGAAUUGGAUUGGGCUGAACACGGGUAGCUUCUUGCUGAGGAAUUGCCAGUGGUCUUUGGAUCUUUUGGAUGCUUGGGCUCCGAUGGGGCCGAAGGGGACCGUUAGGACCGAGGCCGGUAAGGUUCUGACGAAGUUUUUGAAGGAUCGGCCAGUGUUUGAAGCUGACGAUCAGUCGGCGAUGGUUUAUUUGCUUGUUACGCAGCAGGAUAGGUGGAGGGAGAAGGUUUAUUUGGAGAAUGCUUAUUAUCUCCAUGGGUACUGGGGGAUUUUAGUCGAUAGGUACGAGGAGAUGAUUGAGAAUUAUCACCCGGGUCUUGGAGAUCAUAGGUGGCCUUUGGUUACUCACUUUGUGGGUUGUAAGCCUUGUGGGAAAUUUGGGGAUUAUCCGGUGGAGAGGUGUUUGAAGCAGAUGGACCGGGCUUUUAAUUUCGGGGAUAAUCAGAUAUUGCAGAUUUAUGGGUUUACGCACAAAUCGUUGGCGAGUAGGAAGGUGAAGAGGGUUAGGAAUGAGACGAGCAAUCCACUUGAAGUGCAGGACGAGCUUGGAUUGCUGCAUCCGGAGUUUAAGAAGGUUCAGGGUACAAAUACUGGCUCUUUAUGAAGUUAAACGUGUUUGUUCGUUCGUUCGUUCGUUUUAAUUUAUGAUGUUGUUUUUGUUCUUGUUUUUCGAAGUUAGGUGUGAUCAGGUUAUAGGUAUGAUUAUAACAUGAUGAAAAUCAUGAAAUUAUGAUGAUGUUCAUGAAGUUGGAUUUGGGGAUGUAUGAUUGUAGGGGCAGGGUAGUAGUCAUUUUCCUUUUGUUCUCUCUCUCUCUCUCUCUCUCUCUCUCUCUCUUUUUUCUCUCUCUCUCUCUCUCUCUCUCUCUCUCUCUCUCUCUCUCUCUCUCUCUCUCUCUCUCUUCUCUCUUUUUGGAAGAAAGUGAUUUUUUUUAUGUACCUUGGUGUUCUUUGUCACUUAAAAAACUAGCACAAUCUUUUUAUCGUCAAUGAGUUCAUUUAUUAGAAUUUAUUUGAUUUUGAGCGACAAAAGCUAUGUAUAAAGAUCAUUGUUGAGUUA